This is a messenger RNA of Malus domestica (apple), 3311 nucleotides long. The record is from RefSeq and is a predicted model, not a curated record. NCBI's taxonomy places the organism in Eukaryota, Viridiplantae, Streptophyta, Magnoliopsida, Rosales, Rosaceae.
CACGAAUUCACGAUCAAGAAGAAAGAACUAGCUAGUGGCCACUGAUCAGUGAUCACCGAUGGAAAAUAAAAAAUUUAAGACGCUAAUAUCCGCCUACGUUUCCUUCAUCAUAUUCCUUUUGUUCCCAUCAUCGCCGUGCGCCGACGACCUCGACGCGCUACUGAAGCUCAAGAAGGCCAUGAAUAUUACCGGGUGGGAGCCCUCCGCCCAGCACUACUGCUCCUUUUCUGGAGUUUCAUGCGACCAGCGAUUACGAGUGGUUGCUCUUAACGUCUCAAAUAUGCCGCCCGUGCGGGAUCGAGGCUCGAUUCCAGCAGAGAUCGGGCUUCUAAACAAACUUGUGAACCUCAGCCUCGCCAAAUACAACCUCUCGGGGAGGCUUCCCACGGAGAUGGCCAACCUGACGGCGUUAAAGCAUUUGAACAUCUCAAACAACUUCUUCAGCGGCAUGUUCCCCGGAGAAAUCACGCUCGGGAUGACGGAGCUUGAGGUCCUUGACGCCUACAAUAACGACUUCACGGGACAGCUGCCGCUGGAGCUCGCCGCCGGCUGUAAAAAGCUCAAACAUCUUCAUCUGGGAGGCAACUACUUCACUGGAAACAUUCCCGAAAGUUAUUCUAAUAUCCGGAGCUUGGAGUACUUAGGCCUCAACGGAAAUUUGCUCAGCGGAAAGCUCCCCGCCAGCUUGGCACAGAUAAAGAACCUCAAGGAAUUGUACCUAGGGUACUAUAACAAUUAUGAUGGCGGGAUUCCACCGGAGUUUGGAUCGCUGCCGUUGCUGAAAGUGCUCGACAUGAGCAGCUGUAACCUCAUUGGCAAGAUUCCCACAAGUCUGAGCCUUUUGAAGAAUUUGCACUCGUUGUUUUUACAAGUAAAUCGGCUCAGUGGUUUUAUACCACCGGAGCUUUCGAGCAUGGCGAACCUCGUGACCUUGGAUCUCUCCAUAAACGAACUCACUGGAAAAAUACCCGAAAGUUUCUCAGAGCUGAAGAGCAUUAGGUUAAUAAAUCUGUACAAGAACGACCUUUACGGUCCCAUACCCAAGUUCAUCGGCGAUCUUCCUUAUCUGGAGAUUCUUCAGCUGUGGGAGAACAACUUUACAUACGAACUACCCGAAAGUCUUGGCCAGAACGGCAGGCUUACGGAUUUGGAUGUCACCGGCAACCACCUGACCGGGUUGAUUCCUCAGAAUCUGUGCUUAGGCGGGAGGCUGAGGACGCUGAUUCUGAUGGAUAACAACUUCUUUGGGCCCAUUCCGUUGGAGCUCGGCCAAUGCAAGUCUCUUGUCAAAAUCAGAAUGAUGAAAAACAGAAUCAGCGGGACUAUUCCUGUUGGGAUCUUCAACUUGCCCAGCUUGGGUAUGAUUGAGAUGAAUGAUAACUGCCUGUCCGGUCAACUUCCAACACAAAUGACAGCGGGCACACUCGCAAUCCUCUCGCUUUCUGCGAAUCAGAUUUCGGGGAGGAUCCCACCCGCAAUUGGAAACCUCAACAACUUAACAACUCUCUCGCUGGAGAUGAACCGAUUUUCUGGGAAAAUACCAGACGAAAUCUUUAACUUGAUAGUGUUAUCAAAAAUCAACAUCAGCGUCAACAAGCUCGGUGGCGAAAUUCCAGCUUCUGUUUCUAAGUGUUCGUCUCUAGGGUCCCUUGAUUUGAGUCGAAACAAUUUGGUCGGCGAAAUCCCAAGAGGGAUAGAGAAGCUGAAACUAGUUUAUCUUCUGAAUAUGUCUCGGAACCAACUCACUGGCCAAAUACCUGACGGAAUACCCGCCAUGGAAACCCUUACAACUUUGGAUCUCUCUUAUAACAAUUUCACCGGUAGAAUCCCAACCGGUGAUCAUUUUCUGGACAUCGCGUCGUUUCGUGGGAACCCCUAUCUCUGUACCAACGUCUCACGCCCGUGUUCCUUCAUUAACAUGAAAUCUCAAGACCACAAUGUGUUUGGUUCCUCCAGGCUCGGUCUUAUGAUCAUCGCUGGACUACCUGCGGUUCUCGGUUCCCUACUUAUCGUGCUUCUAGUAUUCCUACUGAUAAAGAUUUGUACAGGAAGAAGUAUUCAAAAAUCUAGUGGUUGGAGGCUCACAUUGUUCCAGCAGCUCGACCUCAAAGUCGAGGACUUGCUACAGUGCAUAAAGCAAGAGAAUAUAAUAGGCAAAGGCGGUGCUGGGAUUGUCUACCGGGGAACCAUGCCAAGCGGCCUUGACAUAGCAAUCAAACAGCUAGUAGGAUCAUCAAGUAAUAGAGGGCAAAUGGAUCAUGGAUUUGCAGCGGAGAUUAAGACGCUGGGGCGAAUCAAACACCGAAACAUAGUGAGGCUUUUGGGAUACAUGUCGAACAAUAAGGACUCUAAUUUGUUGUUGUACGAGUACAUGCCUAAUGGUAGCUUGGGAAAAAUAUUGCAUGGGGAAAAUGGAGGGGAGUUUCAGUGGGAGAGGAGGUAUAAAAUUGCAGUGGAGGCUGCAAAGGGAUUGUGUUAUCUGCACCAUGACUGUUCACCCCUGAUUAUACACAGAGAUGUCAAGUCCCAUAACAUCUUGUUGGAUUCAAACUUUGAGGCUCAUGUUGCUGAUUUUGGGCUCGCCAAGUACUUCCAUGGAGUUGCAGCUGAUUGCAUGUCUUCAGUUGCUGGUUCCUUCGGUUACAUCGCCCCAGAGUACGGUUAUACACUAAAAGUGGAUGAGAAAAUAGACGUGUACAGUUUUGGUGUGGUUUUGCUGGAGCUAAUAACAGGGAGGAAAGCAGUGAUGAACUAUGAAGACGCUAUAAGCUUAGUGGGUUGGGUGAGGAAAACUACCAAGUCGUUGUCCAGUUCAUCAUCGGUUCUAGCAGUGGUGGAUCCAAAUCUCGCCGGAUACCCCUUGGCGGCUGUCAUACAUUUGUUCAAACUGGCAAUGCUGUGUGUCGACAACGACAGCUCUGCAAGACCUACGAUGAGGGAAGUAGUUCACCUGAUCAGUAAUCCUCCUACAUAGUCUUCUCCAAGCAUAGUCAAUCUUAAUUUUGAUGUUAAACUGGAGGUGUUAAAGGUAAAAAGGCUACCAAUAGAAUAUCAGCGUGUUAAAUUGGAGUUGUUCAAGGUAAAAUUUCGAAAUUUGUACCACUGUUGUAUCAGUCUCCACAAUACAAACUUUUAUUAAAAAAAUAUAAUCCAAUGGAAUUCAGAUAUUUCUUUUGAAAAUUUUAAUUUCUUUUAUUUUUGGUCCAAAAUGAAUAUUAUUCAUUCUCUUCACACAUUUGAAGCACAAAAUUAUAAUUUUCCCAGUUUGUUCUGAUGGAAGUUUGAUUGUAACAUCGGCGAGUGAAUCCACA